UUGCUUACCGACGGGCGUCCUGAAGAGUACCAGGGUUGGUUAAAAGGGAAGCGGCAAUAUUCAGCGAUCCCUGGGAUUGACUGGCUCAUUGACUUCGCGGAGGCCCAGAGAACUUGGUAUCGGAAUAUGCAGCCGUCAUGGCGCUGCGGUGGCGAUUUGGACUGGCCGCCGAAGCAUGCGAGAACGGAGGGGGAGAUAAACUGGGGUGGCAUGGUGAAAGGAGGUUUGAACGGGUUUUCUUUGGUGUUGGUUGGAAUGGUGUGGUGG
Molecule: messenger RNA, 267 nt
Organism: Stereum hirsutum FP-91666 SS1
Lineage: Eukaryota; Fungi; Basidiomycota; Agaricomycetes; Russulales; Stereaceae
Exons: 1
Source: RefSeq, a predicted model, not a curated record